Dacryopinax primogenitus is the source of this 847-nucleotide messenger RNA. RefSeq lists its product as uncharacterized. The coding region runs from base 130 to 687 and encodes 185 amino acids. The record is from RefSeq and is a predicted model, not a curated record. NCBI's taxonomy places the organism in Eukaryota, Fungi, Basidiomycota, Dacrymycetes, Dacrymycetales, Dacrymycetaceae. The transcript has 2 exons.
CUCCUUGCCUCCCUCCAUUUCACCAGUCGGUUUCUACGUGCCCUCGUGCACCGCCCAAUACCACUUCAUUAAGCAUAUAAACCCCUUCUGCUCGUCUUGAGCCCCUCAAGCCCACAUCGACAGAGCAGGAUGACGACCCGCUCGCCGGUGGGCGAGUCUACAGUGCACAGCACGGCCACUCACAACUCUGCCGACGCAUGGCAGAUGCCUUUACACAACAAAGACCGGCUCUUCCUUGUGCUUCUCCCCACUGUCGGCACUUCAGGAGAAGAAGAAUGGGCGCUACUUUUGACCCCUAAGCGGGAGAAGAAGGGCGCACCCGAGUCCACCUUGUUCCGCGUCUUCUGGGAAGAGACGGAGAAGGGACCCUGGCUGUCAUAUCAUUCCAGGACAGUCGAUGCGACUGCCCUCCCUAUGCUCGCUCGCUGGCUGUUGCUCAAGAUUCGCCCUGGGCAACAAGAGUUCUUCGACGACGAGCUUUCUUCGGUGGAUAUCCUGCAAGAGAAAGGGUGGCGGAGUCGGGGGUGGGUGGGGAGUUGUCUUAGCAGGCUAAGAGAGCUCGGAUUCGGGGAGAUCAGAGAGCCCAAGGCGGUCGAGGAGGAAGUCGGGAGGUGGAGAACCGCUGUCUGGGACCGGGGAGGGCGGGCAAGAGGGGAGACAGUCGCCGAUUUGCGGUUGAGAAGCUGACCUGCUUUUUGCCUUUCCCGCCCUGGUUCUGCUGCGCUCUUGCGAUGCAACGAAUACUAACCAUUCAUGCUGCCUAUGAUUGUUAUCCACCUCUUAAUUCCUGCAUGUUUGAUAGAUACCUUACAGUACUGUAGAACGUCAAUUGAUUGCACACGAUUCC